AUGCCUGUGCACCGUCCCACGCAACAGAAGGUCGAGAAGGAGAUAGCCUCGAGGAGAACUCACCGCAAAUCGCGGCUUGGCUGCCUCAAUUGCAAGAGGCGAAGAAUCAAGUGCGAUGAGACGAAACCGUCGUGCUCAAACUGCGUUAGUCACUCAAUCCACUGCAAGUACGCAGCCGCAUCUCAACCAGCAACCACGAGGCCGAUUGAGUCCGAGGCGGCGGCCGAUCAUGGCAGUCAACCCGAUGCUCCCGUCGCCAGCCUGAAUUUGACCGACCUGGAGCUGCUGCACAACUACUAUGUGCGGACGAGCAAGACGUUCGGCGAAGCCAGCACCUUUAUCUUCUGGGAGAUUAACGCACCCCAAAUCGGCUUCUCCUACCCCUUCGUGCUGCACCUAAUCCUCGGCUUCUCGGCUCUGCACAUAGCGCGCACUCUCUCAACUUCCCAAGCAGACCGGGAGCGCUACAUUUUCCUUGCCGACCAGCACUACGGCGUUGCGAUUGAUGCCGUCACCGAACUUCUCCCCCGCAUCAAUACCACAAAUGGGCACGCACUGUACCUCGCCGCCAUGCUCAUCUGUUUCUUCAGUUUCGCACGUGGCCCGCAGCCCGACGAGUUUAUCGCCUUCUCUGCCCACGGCCCCGCCGAGUGGCUCGGCCUCUACAAGGGCAUGCGCUUCGUGGUCGAGACAUCAGGCAAUGUGCUUUUUGAAGGUCCGCUCGCACCUAUGCUGCGUGCAGCCAGACGUAGCCUCCCCAAAGGCUUGACACAUAAUGACGAGUGCCGUCCUGUCACUGACCCCGAUGCCCCGUCUCUUCGUCCUGGCGAACACGAGCGAAUGCAAGCUUUACGCCCACUGGUCGACGCGCCGAGUCCGUUCCGUGAGGCGUAUCGCCUUGCGCUUGAUAAUCUCUCGUGCUGGUACACGCCCGGGUAUCUGGACGGCUCCUCUUCUUCCGGCGGCAACAGUGAUGAUUGCACCGAUGAUGCCGGCGCCGGCUCGCGCUUACCGUUAUUCUUCACAUGGAUUUACAUCCUCCGCGAUGACUUUGUGGCCUGUCUUCAGGCCAAAGAACCUAUUGCGCUGAUCGUUUUCGCGCAUUUUGCCGUGCUGUUGCGGCGCUUCGACUCGUUAUGGGUGCUGGCGGGAUGGGCGCAGCAUAUCAUAUCUGGCAUCUAUGACUUCCUGGACGAAGGGUGGCGGGGUUGGCUGGCAUGGCCGGCCGAGCAGAUUGGAUGGACUCAGGGGGAGAGGAUGUGA
Aplosporella prunicola CBS 121167 is the source of this 1263-nucleotide messenger RNA. RefSeq lists its product as uncharacterized. The transcript is spliced from 2 exons. Gene Ontology annotation, biological process: regulation of transcription by RNA polymerase II. Gene Ontology annotation, molecular function: zinc ion binding; DNA-binding transcription activator activity, RNA polymerase II-specific. NCBI's taxonomy places the organism in Eukaryota, Fungi, Ascomycota, Dothideomycetes, Botryosphaeriales, Aplosporellaceae. The record is from RefSeq and is a predicted model, not a curated record. The coding region runs from base 1 to 1263 and encodes 420 amino acids.